Molecule: messenger RNA, 963 nt
Organism: Paramuricea clavata
Lineage: Eukaryota; Metazoa; Cnidaria; Anthozoa; Malacalcyonacea; Plexauridae
Source: the annotation of a GenBank genome assembly
AUGGUGUCCUCUUCCGAUCCUUUCGUGUCUUCUAUAGCCAGAGCAGUGCUAUGGUUAUCCGUACGAUUUGCUGCUCGUGAUAAUCCUUCCCCUUCUUUAACACGUGAUUUCCUGUCGGGUUCAAUGAGAGGUAACUUCCAUCCAAGUCGCAUAAGAUACCGAACACAUUCACUGUGGACUCGUACUAGAUCAGCUUGCCGACGUUUAAACAUCUCAUUUGCGGUCCCAGAUAAUGAUGAGCCAGUAAUAUCAACCGAAACCAGUGGCCCCCGCCGUGCUAAAGCUGCGUGUUCUUUCCUACACCAUCUUGCUCAAGAACGUGCUUCCCAGAAAUUACUUGAUCUUCCAGACCUGGGAAAAACAGCUCGAGCUAUGACGAAAGACGCCUUCGCAAAUGGAUCAUCAUGGAUGUUCACUGGGUUCAACAUGCGAUUUAAAGACUGGCAAUUCAUCCACCAUGCUAGAAUGAAUGUCGCCCCAACCAAUAAGAACAUAUCCAAAUGGGAUGACCUCCAUUCCCCGAAAUGUCGAGUAUGCCAAUCCACUGAUGAAACUCUCCCUCACAUCCUAUGUCACUGCAAUAACAACAUGCUGCUGAUUCGUGAGCAACAUAAUAAGAUCGUCGAGAGACUGCGGAAAGCCAGCCGGUACGGAGAAGUGAGAGUUGACCAACAAGUUCCCGGUUUCAGUGAUGACUGUUGACCUGAUUUGGCAAUUUCCAGAGGAGAUGAUGUUACUGUGAUCGAUGUCACAUGCCAGUUCGAGAAUGGUGAUUCUGCCCUCGCGACUGCUGAUUAUGCCAAGGUGAUGAAAUAUCAAUCCGUCAAAACCUAUUUUCAAUCACUUGGUAAAAGAUGCAAUGUAUAUGGUUUUGUGAUUGGUUCUCUCGGUACAUGGCACCCAAAUAACGAAGCAGUAUCGAGAAGCCUCGGAAUGACAAGGAGAUACACAAAUCAUUGUUCC